Messenger RNA from Gambusia affinis (western mosquitofish), 2766 nucleotides. RefSeq names its product tRNA methyltransferase 11 homolog (gene trmt11). Gene Ontology annotation, cellular component: cytoplasm. Gene Ontology annotation, biological process: methylation. The transcript is spliced from 13 exons. The record is from RefSeq and is a predicted model, not a curated record. Lineage: Eukaryota; Metazoa; Chordata; Actinopteri; Cyprinodontiformes; Poeciliidae. Gene Ontology annotation, molecular function: nucleic acid binding. Bases 244 to 1527 code for a protein of 427 amino acids.
AAAGAUAAAUUAAUUAAUGUAGAUUAUUAAUGUUCCGAAUUCGGUACACUGUUUAUAAUGGUACAAAUGACUAUAACCAUUAAAAUGUAGAGCUAAACCAGUAACUUCUACAUAUUAGAGAGUAUAUAAUCAAAAUCUGAGCGCACAUAACUCUGCCUUUUAUGGUUACAUUGUCACCUCCAAGCGGCACCUUUUGUGCAUGUUCCUGUUUCUAGUCGGACUUAUUUUGAAUCCGCACUAGCCAUGGCCGCCUCCGGUAGCAAAUCAUGCCUCCAAUAUCUCUUCCAUCUGGCUCAAGACCAUCUGGAUUUUAGGUUACCGGAGAUUAAGGCUCUGCUGGCUCUCCGACUGAAACCAUUCCAUCCCUGCGGAAACUUCAAAGAGCAGUCUCCUUUCUGGUGCUUGGACUGCUUGUCGGAGGAAGAUGUUUGCACCGUGAUGGCCAGAUCUGUUUGUGCAAAGUCUGCUUUUGAGCUCUGGGGCCAUGGACGAACACACAGUGAACUCAGGACAUCCCUGUUAAACUAUCCACCAGAAAAAAUGAGUCCGUACAUGCAGAAAGGCUCUUCGUACAGAAUAAAUGUCUACACUUUCAAUAAAACGUUGUUGUUUGAGGACAGAAUUAAAAAGAUUGAUGCCAUGGAUUAUCUUCCCUUUGAAGGCACCGUGAGCCUGAAGAACCCUCAGCACAUCUUCUGUUUGUUGGAGGACUAUGGCACCGACCCCAACAACAUCCCUGAGCAUCCAAACUACAUCUACUUUGGCAGAUGGAUAGCAGACGGUCAGCGGGAACUGAUUCGCUCCUACAGCGUGAAGAACAGACAUUUCAUCGGGAACACCAGCAUGGACGCCGGCCUGUCGUUCAUCAUGGCCAACCACGCAAUGGCCAAAGACAGCGACCUUGUUUUUGACCCAUUUGUAGGCACAGGGAGCCUUUUGGUUGCGUGUUCUCAUUUUGGAGCGUACGUGUGUGGAACAGACAUCGAUUACAACACUAUUCACGGAAAAGGCCGGUCCAGUCGUAAAAACCAGAAAUGGAGAGGACCCGAUGAGAACAUCCGAGCCAACCUCCGGCAGUACGGAAAAGAGGACAUGUAUGUGGACGUGAUGGUGUCUGACGCGUCCAAGCCGGUGUGGAGGAACGCACCUCUGUUUGACGCAGUCAUCACUGAUCCUCCAUACGGAAUUAGAGAGUCAACCAGAAGGACUGGCUCCCAUAAGGACACUAUUAAAUCCCCUGAUGGGCUAUAUGCAGAGUCCCACGUACCUGUCUCACAGGCGUACCACCUGAGUGACAUCUUUACAGAUCUGUUAAGCUUCUCCGCCCACCAUCUUGUCUUGGGUGGGAGGCUUGUCUAUUGGCUGCCUGUACACAGGCCAGAGUACUGCGAGGAGAUGGUUCCUCUUCAUCCUUGCCUUCUUCUCAUCAGUAACUGCGAGCAGACGCUCUCCAGCCACACGUCACGGCGGCUAAUCACCAUGGAAAAAAUUAAGGAGCCAGAGCAAACCCUCGCCAUCUGGCUGUGAUUGGCUCGUUUCUUUUAUACUGGAACCCUAAAUGGCUUAAUCACACGUCGUAUGGAAAACAAUCCGUCUUUGGAUCUGACAUCCAGUCCACUUCAAAACCCACAAAAUUGCUCCCAUGAACGGCGCUGUACAACAUGCGCACACAAACACAGAGUUGUGUGAUGUUAUCUGAGCGGUAUCUGUCUCAGGUUGCAUUUUUCUUUUCUUUCCAAAUGGCUUUCAGAGUGCUCCUAUCUGCUCGCUUUAAUCAGGCUUCCCAGCCUGAUGUUUCCCAAGCAAAUGUUUGCUUCACUUUGACGUGUGUGUGUGUGUGUGUGUGUGUGUUCAUGCUCUUUCUGUGUUUCUAUGUUUCUAUGGUAAAUGACAUGGCCUUAUACCUUUUAACAUUUGAUUUCUAAUCGGAAAAAGAUUUGUUUGAUUUAGAAAUGUCAGCUUCCAGUCCACUCUCUGUAUCUGAAUUUAAAUAUCUGCCAAUGCUGAUGUUUUCCAUCCAGGAGCUGAAACAGGCUUCUUCUGCUAAGCUUGUGGCUUUUUUAGGUAGUAGCAUAUUGGUCCCCCAAAAAAAAUCUGAAUUUGCUUCAUCCAGUGACAGAAACACUCAACUGUGAUUUACAUUUUUAGCUGCCGCUUUUCUGUAAAUUCAGAAAUGAACCGGUACCCAUUAUUUCGGUUCAGUUUAGUUAAAAAAUACUAAAUACUACUAAAUUUAACAGCGGAAGUGACGUCACGCUACUUGCGAGAUUGAGAGAAGUAACGCUGAAAGCUCGGUGAAAUAGGGGUUUAUUCUUUGGAGAAAUAAAGUAAAAUAAUAAUAUAAUAAUAAAAUAAAAAUAAACUAAAAUAUUCUUUUAAUUGGCAGCCAUGUCCAGGAGGGUACGAUGUUUGAAAAUCAUGUGAUGGCGUUAUUGUUGGUUUAAAAUUAUAGUGAUGAUAUAAGUUUUGAUUAAAAAAAACACAUUUUCAUUACUCCUUUCUUCCAACCUUAUGCAUAUUGCUCAUUAUAAUCAGUGUCUGCAGAAGUGAGACUCCAUCCAAAUGCUUGAAUAUAUUAAUGGAUUGCAAAAUGUAAACUCAAGCAAUUAUUUCUUUUCAAACUGUUCUUGGUAAUUUUAUAAAUGUGCGCACUGUUUUUGGGAUGGCAAUGUCGGCUGCGUUAUCAUUACUUCCGCCAUUUUUUGCAUUGAAUACAAGCUUUUCUUCUGUGAAUUGUCUCAAUCUACAGCAACUUUAAGUUCUUUU